Aspergillus lentulus is the source of this 1203-nucleotide messenger RNA. Its product is annotated as 1-aminocyclopropane-1-carboxylate deaminase/D-cysteine desulfhydrase. NCBI's taxonomy places the organism in Eukaryota, Fungi, Ascomycota, Eurotiomycetes, Eurotiales, Aspergillaceae. The record is from RefSeq and is a predicted model, not a curated record. Gene Ontology annotation, molecular function: D-cysteine desulfhydrase activity.
AUGGCAGUCCCUCUACCGGCAGCAUUUGCUCAGAUUCCUCGAUACUCUCUGCUAUACCCCCAUCCAUCCCCAAUUCACCCCCUCACGCUUCUAUCCACAUACCUCAACAACAACAACAGCAGUAACAACAAGAACAAAACACCGUAUAUCUCCCUCUACGCCAAACGAGAAGACCACUCAUCUCCACUCGCCUGCGCAGGGAACAAGUACCGCAAGCUCGAAUACAUCAUCCCCGACAUCCGGGCCUCUCACAGCGCUCCCAAUGGACCCCCACCAACCCUCGUCACCGAGGGCGCCAUCCAGAGCAACCACACCGUGCAGGUCGCCGCGGUAGCGAAGCGACUCGGUCUCGAUGCAGUCGUCGUCCUACACAAAGGCACAGGCGGCGGCCUCGCCGCCUCAACCGAUAAAGCCUCGUUCCUGCGCACGGGUAACCCGCAAGUUGUCCGUCUCCUCGGUGCGGAGGUGAGGAUGCUUGAGUCGUCGACUGUCCCCGCAGACGGCGAGGAGGAUCCAAUCCCUAGGAUUCUGGCGGAGAUACGCGCGCAGGGCAAGGCGCCGUAUUGGAUCCCCUCCGGGGCGAGUCUGCAUCCUCUUGGUGGAUUGGGUUAUGCGCGGUGUGCGUUUGAGAUUGCGAUGCAGGAGCAGGCGCAGGGUCUGGAUGGGAGUGGGCGCUUUGAUUAUAUCUUUAUUGCUUGUGGUAGUGGGAGUACAGUGGGCGGUCUGAUCGCCGGGCUUAAGCUGUUGGAGAAGGAGGAAGGUAGAACCGGGUUGAGCAAACCACCUCGCAAGGUCAUUGGGAUACUGACUUCGCCUACCAAGCGUCGGGAGUACCAUGAGGAACGGGUGCUGACGUUUGCGCGUCGCGCAGCUGCUCUUAUUGGGUUGGAUGCCGAAAAGGACAUUUCCGUGGAGGAUGUUCGGCUUGAUGAUCGGUUCGCUGGCACCGCAUAUGGUGUUCUAGACGCACAGACAAGCACGGCGCUGGACAUGAUGGCAAAACGGGAGGCAAUAAUGCUCGAUCCCGUAUACACUUCAAAGGUCGUACGUGGACUCUCGCACUGGGUACAGCAAGGGGAACUGGCAAAACACUGGUCACUUCGUCCGGGAGACCGGGAACGCCCCGACUUCAUGAAAGUGCUUUUCAUCCACACUGGGGGACAGGCCGCGUUAAGCGCCUAUGCAGACAUGGUCGAAUCAUAG